AUGACUGAAGGGUCUGGGCUGUUGUAUGAUGAUUUAGCAACGUGGCAUUCUGACCUCAAGAAGAUUGCUAUUGCCAUCACACCUUCUGCGUAUAAUCUUGUCCCCCCAGCCACCAUUCCUAUCCAGGAGCGCACAGCUUGGGUUGAAAAUGCCGCUACUGAUUUGCUGGAUGAUUUAAUGUUUCUUUGUGAUGGAGUGGAUGAAUUUGGGAAAACCAAGAACUUUGCUCACCCUGGACUUCACGAGGGUGCGAUACUUUUCUUGUAUACUGGAUCCUAUCCUCUCAUCUGCACAAUGUUCAAUUGCGUCUUCAAUGGUCUCGUUAAGAAUGGAAACGGAAAAUCUUUCCUGAAGUUCACUGCUAAGGAGUACGAGCUCAUUUAUAAAGCAAUGCUCAAGCUUCUUCAAGAUGUCAUGGACGACCCCUAUCAUGGUCCAAAGCUAGCGCAACAGCUUCGUGCAUGGGCCGAAGCUGGAUGGACGGAGUCCUGUAAGCUCGACGGCGUUGACCCAUCGAAGCGCCGCCACCUGUGCAUCCAGCUUGAUUGA
This is a messenger RNA of Suillus fuscotomentosus, 549 nucleotides long. RefSeq lists its product as uncharacterized. NCBI's taxonomy places the organism in Eukaryota, Fungi, Basidiomycota, Agaricomycetes, Boletales, Suillaceae. The transcript has 5 exons. The record is from RefSeq and is a predicted model, not a curated record. The coding region runs from base 1 to 549 and encodes 182 amino acids.